Molecule: messenger RNA, 492 nt
Organism: Diabrotica virgifera virgifera (western corn rootworm)
Lineage: Eukaryota; Metazoa; Arthropoda; Insecta; Coleoptera; Chrysomelidae
Exons: 4
Coding region: 1-492 (163 amino acids)
Source: RefSeq, a predicted model, not a curated record
AUGAGUGAAAUGAAUGUCGACAACGAAUCAAGGAUAAAUAGUAGCAAAAGUCUGAAAGGAAUGCGUCUUAACGUACCACGGGCAGUACGCGUGGGCCAUUCGGUGACUCUUGGUUGUGAGUACGACUUGGAGGGCUCCCCCCUCUAUUCAGUAAAGUGGUACCGGGACAGCGGUGAGUUCUAUAGAUAUGUGCCCAAGGAAGAACCGCCCACUAGAGUAUUUCCCCAGCCGGGACUCCAUGUUGAUGUGAGUGUGUCUGACGCCCACAACGUGACUCUAAUGUCGGUGGGACGCAACAUUUCGGGUUUAUUUCAAUGCGAAGUGUCUGCUGACGCGCCUCUGUUCCACACCCAAAUCAUGUCUGCGCCGAUGACAGUCGCAGAUGAUAAAAUCAUUGAAGUAGCAAAAGAGGCGGACGAUACAGAUUCAGAAGCUGACACAGACUCGGAAUUUGAUGGUGGCGAUGUCGAUGAUGUUAUUGCAACUGACUAA